Molecule: messenger RNA, 3103 nt
Organism: Mesitornis unicolor (brown roatelo)
Lineage: Eukaryota; Metazoa; Chordata; Aves; Mesitornithiformes; Mesitornithidae
Product: von Willebrand factor D and EGF domain-containing protein-like
Exons: 14
Biological process (GO): anatomical structure development
Cellular component (GO): cell surface; extracellular region
Molecular function (GO): signaling receptor binding
Source: RefSeq, a predicted model, not a curated record
ACAAGCUCACCAGCCUGGCUUUGCAACCAGUGAUAACUCCCGAGUUGGUGCAAGGUCGUGUCUACCUGAAGUGCGCUUACAGCCGCCCCUCCUCAAAGCCACCACUGCAGUACGUGGUGGUCUGGUCACGUCUGUCCACCCCUGGCAAGAAAGAGCAGAUCCAGCGUGACACCACCCUGCAGCCUUUUUCCUACGUAGAGAUGAACGGUGUAAAUCUCAGACUGGGAGACAUGGUCUUUUGCACUGUCACGGCUUUUAUGAGGGACGUUCCUGAGCAGCAGUCAUUGCCUGAAGAGAGCAAAGGUUUCUAUGCUGGGAUUAAGUUUUUACCAGAGUCGUUACAAAUUGCAGAGGAUGGCAAAGAGCAUGUUUUGACCAUUUUGAGCACUGUACCUAUUGCUUGUUCUGGGCACGAUGAUUCCUGUAAAAUUACUUUACAAAUAAGUACUGAGGAUUUGGAUAGCCAGUUACUGGGGCUCCCAAACAUCGCCCUUUCAGCAUGCCAGGUGGAUCUGCUGCGGGUGCCCUGCUCGGAAAGCAGCUGUGCAGCAGCUGCGCUGACAGUGACAGCCGUGACAGACUUUGCUCAGGAUGGGGACCGCAUCAGCCGCAUCAGAGCCGAGCCAGUCGGACGGAGGGAUUUGCUCUGGAGGGCUUACACGCCAAAGGAUGUGAAGGUCACAGUUCGAGACCUCCCAACAGGGAACUGCUACUCUUUCACUGAUCCACACAUUAUCACAUUUGAUGGAUGGCGUUACGAUAACUAUAAAAUUGGCACCUUUGUGUUGUGCCAGAGCACGUCGAGGGCAUUUGAAGUGCACGUUCGGCAGUGGGACUGCGGGGGCCACCGCUCCGCCACCGCCUGCAAUUGUGGCGUAGCUGCACGUGAGGGGGGUGACACUGUGGUCCUGGACACCUGCAAUGGCCAUUUUCGGGAGAGCAGACCCCAGCUGGCCAUUAGAAGCACUGAGGCAUCGCCACAUGUCAAAAUCCUGAAGUCCUAUGGAGGAAGAAAAAUAACAAUCCUGUUCCCUUCAGGAGCAUUUGUUCGGGCCGACAUAAGCGAGUGGGGAAUGGGUUUGACAGUGAGGACACCAGGCAGUGACUUCAACAGCACCAGGGGUUUGUGUGGCCUCUUUGAUGGGAUCGCACACAACGACCUGAGCAAUCUGCCCGAGGAAGACUUCAUAGAGGAGUGGAGAAUACCUCCAGGGAAGAGUUUAUUUGACAAGACUCCAGCACCUUCUGAGGGGAAGCAAAGGAAAAAUUACUGCAGAUGUCAGAAGGAGAGCACCAAGUCCAUAUCCGUGGUAAACACACUGAAUGCCUUUCAGACUCCUUUCUCUCAGUCCUCUGGUUGCCGUUACGACCAUGUGGAUUUCACCUCGGCAAUCCCCUAUCUAGAUGUUACACCAGAGUUUGUCACUCACUCAGAGUCUACUUCAAGAAAAGAGGAGAAACUGCCGACCAAGUCUUUUGAUCAAAGAUAUCUGCCUAAAUCAGUACAAAAACGAGGUAGCCCUGAGGAGCAACUAAAACCCCUCACACACAAUGUUUCCAUGAAAAACAACAGUUCCAUUAACUCUACCAGACCAGCAGAAGAACUAAGGAGAGCAAAAAGGCAAGACAACUAUUAUGACUACUCAUCCUUUCACCCACUGCAUGGCCCAAACCAGAGGGACUCUGAGAGCUUUGCGUAUUUUUUCCCCGAGGAUUACUUUGAAGGGAUUCGGAUGAAACUUCCACUGGGAUGGCCCACUCCCAGUGGUUUAACGGCUGCCACAGCUUGGCAGAUUUGCCACCAAACUCUUGCAAAUUCCACCAUUGGCUUAGCAUGUAAAGGUCUCCUUGGAAAACAGAUGGAUGAGGCAAUCAAAAUAUGCCUUUUAGAUCUGCAGCUCAAGGAUGAUGUGGCCUGGGUGAGGGCAUUGAUAGCCCUUUUGGAAAAUGAAUGCGAAAGAAGAGUGCUAGGAAACAGAAACAGAGUGUUUCAUGUAGGAAACCAGCCAUCUGCUACCCUCACCGCUCUCCGGUGUCCUGCUUUCUGUAACAGUAACGGACAAUGUACUGAACGGGGCUGCCAGUGCUUUGAAGACCACCGUUCCUAUGAUUGUAGCAUUGCCAAAAAGCAAGCUUUGGAAAUCACAGGCUUGGAGAAUGGGGGUUUCUGUGACUUCCGAGCCUCCGACUGCACCAAGGUCCGGGUAUUUGGCUUCAACUUCAAAGAGUCACCCAACCUGCGCUGCGAGGUCACGAGUUUAAUUCAUCUCAAUGGCAAAUGGAUACCAAGAGGACAAGAAACCACAAAAGCAGAUUUUCUCAGCUCUGAGGCUGUUGACUGUCAGAUUCCUCUCCUGAACAUUACAGAGACAGAGGCUGUGCACUUCGGGGCUGGUGACAAGCCGUUUGCAAGAUGGCAAGUGAAAAUCACUAACGAUGGCUUCCAGUACAGUAAUUCCAGAGUGCUGACCCUCUACGACGCAGUCUGCCAGGCCUGCCAAUUCCAUCCAACCGGACUUUGUAAAUUAAAGACAGACAGACACAUCCAGAAAUAUCCCAAUAUUUAUACUUUGCAGCUGUUAAUGGAAGUAAAUAAGACUGAGGAGUAUCCAAAUUUUGAAAUGCCUCUGCCAGAAAGUGAUUUUACCUCUCCUAACCUGUUUGACAACCUGCCUCCUGUGUUCCAGGCCCCCUCCAGCCAGCUGCUGACAUUUAUUGGUGAGAAUUUUGUUUACCAGCUAAUCGCAGUGGAUCCGGAAGGGUCAGCUGUGCUAUUCAUCCUAGAGGCUGGGCCACAGGAUGCCAGGCUUUCUCCUGCCGGCCUUCUGAUCUGGAAAGUCGAUUCAGAAGAAACGCAGACCUUUGAAUUCACUGUGUCGGAUGAAUGCAAUGCACAGAGCAGAUACUCUAUUGAGGUUAGAGUGAAGCCCUGCAGCUGCCUCCAUGGUGGAACUUGUGUUACCAACAUUAAAUUCCCUCCAGGCCUUGGUGAAUACCUGUGCCUAUGUCCAAAUGGAUUUGAUGGAGAAUUUUGCCAGGAAGAUACUAAUGACUGCAAAUCAAACCCCUGCGGCAGUGGAACAUGCAUGGACAGUGUGGAUGG